Molecule: messenger RNA, 3838 nt
Organism: Solenopsis invicta (red fire ant)
Lineage: Eukaryota; Metazoa; Arthropoda; Insecta; Hymenoptera; Formicidae
Gene: Stt3B
Product: dolichyl-diphosphooligosaccharide--protein glycosyltransferase subunit STT3B
Exons: 7
Coding region: 260-2671 (803 amino acids)
Biological process (GO): post-translational protein modification
Cellular component (GO): membrane
Molecular function (GO): dolichyl-diphosphooligosaccharide-protein glycotransferase activity
Source: RefSeq, a predicted model, not a curated record
UCCGCACUUGCCGCGGUGGAAGUCAUGGUUAACACGUAGCCGGCGUUCGACGUGUCCUAGCCUCCCAGAGUUCAGGGGUGCAGCGAGACAUUUGAUAAUUCGUUGCGCGCCGCUCUCGACUCGCGCAACGGGAGUUCGCGGGCGUUCUCCGGUGCACAUAUGGCGAACGCCACGUUGUAAGGUGUCGAUAUACACGCGGAUAUACACGGUGUCUCACGUCUAGCGCGCUCGUGGUAGCCGCGAGGAGCAACGGGAGAACAUGUUGCCGAACAAAUCGUCAUCGUCGUCGUCAUCCCAGCAGCAACAGCAAAUAUCCCCGUCGUCUUCUUCGUCGACGUCAUCUUCGUCGUCGGCCAACGCGAAGGUCAUGUUCCCUGACAAGAGGUCGUCGACCAAGCAGAUGAAAUCCUCCACGCUGACGAACGCUGCUGGCCUCAGCUCUCUCAUCACCUUCACCGUUCUCCUGCUCGCUUGGAUCUCGGGCUUCGCCUCAAGACUCUUCGCGGUCAUACGCUUCGAGAGCAUCAUACACGAGUUUGAUCCCUGGUUCAACUACAGAGCGACAGCGUACAUGGUACAACAUGGAUUCUACAAUUUUUUAAACUGGUUUGAUGAACGAGCUUGGUACCCGUUGGGCCGAAUCGUCGGCGGUACCGUCUAUCCUGGACUUAUGAUAACAUCUGGCUCGAUACACUAUAUACUGCACUCCCUCAACAUACCAGUGCAUAUAAGAGACAUAUGUGUAUUCUUAGCUCCAAUUUUUAGUGGCCUUACUGCCAUAUCUACAUAUUUAUUAACGAAGGAAAUAUGGAGUGCCGGGGCCGGCUUGUUUGCCGCUUGCUUCAUCGCCAUUGUACCCGGCUACAUUUCGCGAUCCGUAGCCGGCAGUUACGACAAUGAGGGAAUUGCGAUUUUUGCGUUGCAAAUCACGUACUAUCUUUGGGUUAAAUCAGUCAAGACUGGCUCAAUCUUCUGGGCAAGUGUAACCGCCCUGUCUUACUUCUAUAUGGUAUCGGCAUGGGGAGGCUACGUGUUCAUCAUCAAUUUGAUUCCACUUCAUGUGUUUGCCUUGCUGGUUCUGAAUCGCUUUAGCAAUCGGUUGUUCACCAGCUAUACUACGUUUUAUGUUCUUGGACUUUUACUGAGUAUGCAAAUACCAUUCGUUGGUUUUCAACCGAUUAGAACUUCCGAACAUAUGGCGGCGAGUGGUGUAUUUGGUCUUAUAAUCUUCGUAGCAGCCUUUAGAUACUUAAGAACUGUACUUACCAAGUCUGAGAUGAAGUAUUUUGGUGGUGUAGUAGCUGUAACAACCGUUAUACUCCUAUUAGUUUUGAUCGUCUUAACGUACGCUGGCAUCGUCGCUCCCUGGAGCGGAAGAUUUUAUUCAUUGUGGGAUACCGGUUAUGCCAAGAUACAUAUCCCUAUAAUAGCAUCUGUGUCGGAACAUCAGCCAACAACUUGGUUCAGCUUUUUCUUUGAUUUGCACGUUCUUGUCGCAUUGUUCCCUGUUGGUCUUUGGUAUUGCAUUACACACGUCAAUGACGAGCGUGUCUUUGUCGUACUGUACGCCAUAAGUGCCGUUUAUUUUGCCGGUGUAAUGGUAAGACUCAUGUUAACCUUGACUCCGGUGGUGUGUAUGCUGGCUGGAGUUGCCGUAAGCAGACUCGUGGAACUGUUCCUUAAAGAAGAGGAUAGAGACGGAAAUAACGGUAGUGAGAGCAACGAGGAGAGCGAGGAAGAAAGAGAGAGAAGUCCUGGCAGAGCAUUGUAUGACAAAGCCGGUAAACUUCGUAGAAUGAAGCACGAAAGAUCAAAGGGCAACGGUGACGGAUUAGGCCCUAAUCUUCGUAAUGUCGUCGUUAUCGGCAUGCUGAUGCUGCUGAUGAUGUUUACCGUGCACUGCACGUGGGUGACUAGCAAUGCCUACUCCAGCCCAUCUAUCGUGUUGGCAUCCUACAGUAACGACGGCGGCCGAGCUAUACUGGACGAUUUUCGAGAGGCUUACUAUUGGUUAGCCCAGAACACCGCCAAUGACGCUAGAGUCAUGAGUUGGUGGGAUUACGGAUACCAGAUUGCUGGUAUGGCUAACAGAACCACUCUCGUGGACAAUAAUACAUGGAAUAAUUCGCACAUAGCUCUAGUCGGUAAGGCGAUGAGCUCGAAUGAAAGUGCUGCUUAUGAGAUUAUGACGUCCCUGGACGUGGAUUACGUAUUGAUCAUCUUUGGUGGGAUGAUUGGGUAUUCCGGUGACGAUAUCAACAAAUUCUUAUGGAUGGUCCGUAUCGCCGAGGGCGAACAUCCCCAAGACAUUCGCGAGAGUGAUUAUUUCACCGAGAGGGGAGAGUUCCGUGUGGAUUCCGAGGGUUCCCCAACUCUGCUGAACUCGCUAAUGUACAAGCUGAGUUAUUACCGAUUCGGGGACGUUAAAAUAGACUAUCGGUCGCCUUACGGUUUUGAUCGUACUCGUAAUGCGGAAAUAGGCAAUAAGAACUUCCAGUUAACGUAUCUGGAAGAAGCUUACACCACUGAGCACUGGCUUGUUAGGAUUUACAGGGUGAAGAAACCAGCGGAGUUUAAUAGACCAAGAAUUCCGAUCUCCGAACGAGUUAUCACGCGCCGCGCGAAUUCGUAUAUUAGUAAAAAGUUGAAGUUAUGGGGGGUCGGGCAUUGAUGUUUCAGACCGCAAAGCGUAAGCGAGGUUUCAUAAAAGGCCGGCCAGUUGUUAUUAAAGGACAGAAACCUCAACGACGAACAACGUAACGAAGAUCCGCUGACUAUUUCAUAAACAAUUUGCAAAUACAACUUUUGUAAUAAAAGAAUUACCGUCCCUUGGAUCUACCACAAAACUAUACCUCGAACUAAGAAUUUAAUGUCGUCAGAAACAGGUUCAACCGACUUGAAGAGUAGAAUAUUCCAAUAAUUACAGUUUUCAUCUCUCCAGAACGGGUUGACAGAUUGGUGGUUUUCGAAUCUUCUUUUUCUCAUUGUGUGUGUGUUGUAUGUAUUUGAUUCAAACGCAUAUUGCAUUGUUAUCCAUCUUUCAUUUAUAUCAUUUUUCGUUAAAUCUUCAAUUGUUUAUUAUCACAUAAUUACUCCAUUUAUUAAUAGCAAACAUUUUUUUUUUCAAAUUACCACGCAGAUCACACACGCAACUAUCUCCAAUAUAUUUAAGUCAAUAUAUUUCUACAAACAUAUUCAUUACAGCGAGUCACAAACAUUUUUUUUUUCUUCCGUUUAGAGGAAUUAAAUUCUUUGUUUAAUAAUAUUUCCACGAACCAAUUGUGCAUUUAAUAGUUAAUGAUGUAAAAUAACUUGAAAUUUAUUUGUUAUCGAACAACAAUUGUAUGGAGAUCUCAUGUAAAUCGAGACUCGCGUAAGGUAUCCUACUUAGUGUACACACGCGUUUAUGUUACAUAAUACGUUUUAAUAUAUUACACGGUAUUGCGCUGGACGGGGGUUUGUCAAAAUAAGCAGACUUCUGCCGAUUUUUAACCAGAACACAUGAGGAACGAUCGAGUCAUGUGUACACAGUUUGUUGUAUAGCACCUUGUUGAAAGAUAAACAUUUGUGAUAACAUAGUGUUGUUAUUUACAAAAUACGUAAUUGAAACGUGAGUCUAAUUUAAUUUCCGUUUCACCUAAUUAGGGAAAGGCUUUUCGGGAAUAUAAAUUAAAUGUACAUUGUACAUACAGAUUUUUGUGUUUUUUAUACAUACAAUGCAAAGGAAUUCUAAAUUAUGUUACACGAAGUACUACGCGGCUCAGCAAUUUUCAUUAAUUAUGUAAUCUCUAUAAAUUUUGAUAAAUGAUAUAUAAAAACGUAAUAUAUAUUAAUAACA